UUAUGUUGCACAAGACUAGAUCUCCUUGGGUAAUACUAGUAUAGAUCUAGCACGGUACCUUCCUUUUAUAUGUCAACUCCUAUAUACCACCAUGUAUCUUAUCUACAUACUCGUCUUUACUCCACACCACUGUACGCCCUUCAACUGCCAUUGUCGUUACCUACCUCGGGGUUCAAAAUACCGGUAAAUAGCUAGCUAACUAUCGAGCACGACACCGGCCUAACUGAAGACGUACGGUAGGUAACAAAUAAGUAUAUAGCCUUUAAGUCAGCCUGUUAGAUAAACCCCCCCCCCCCCUCUAUAUGGCUUUUCGCUUUCGAACGCUUCCUCGACUCUUCCAGCCAGCGCUAGUCCGAGUCCAACCCACCACCGUAACCACCGCCCCUAGAUUAUUCCGUGGCCCCGUCCAGAUCCAAAUGGCGUCUAUUACGGCACCGCCGCCGGGCAAAUAUGAAUGGCUUGUAGUCGUACCCGACAAGCCGGGAACCCGGGAGAAGAGGCUGGAAGUGCGCGCCCAGCACUUCGAGGGCUUGAAGCCGUACGUCGAGUCCAAGCAGUUCAAGACAGGAGGCGCUGUCUUAAAUGACAAGCCCGAAAGCGACGACCCCGCUACGUUCGACUGGUACGGCAGCACGUUAGUGCUUGUCGCCGAGUCCAAGGAAGAAGUCAAGGCUAUCCUUGAGAAGGACAUAUAUACCAGGACGGGAGUGUGGGAUACCGAGAAGGCUCUAAUAUUAGCGGCCAAGUAUGCGUUCAGGUUUCCCUGAUUUUCAGAUUCUGAAUGUUUAGGCUAGACGUAUUCUAAACACCGAAGUCCUCCAUAAUGUAUUCAGUUCAUGUCGAUAUUUAGAAUGUCGAUGACUACAUUCACUGUAAACCUAUACCCGUUACUUGCACGUGUCUUGCUUGUAGUA
Messenger RNA from Daldinia loculata, 914 nucleotides. RefSeq lists its product as uncharacterized. The record is from RefSeq and is a predicted model, not a curated record. NCBI's taxonomy places the organism in Eukaryota, Fungi, Ascomycota, Sordariomycetes, Xylariales, Hypoxylaceae. Bases 303 to 767 code for a protein of 154 amino acids. The transcript is spliced from 5 exons.